Cariama cristata (Red-legged seriema) is the source of this 1541-nucleotide messenger RNA. Its product is annotated as solute carrier family 2, facilitated glucose transporter member 9-like. Gene Ontology annotation, cellular component: membrane. Lineage: Eukaryota; Metazoa; Chordata; Aves; Cariamiformes; Cariamidae. Gene Ontology annotation, molecular function: hexose transmembrane transporter activity. The record is from RefSeq and is a predicted model, not a curated record. Gene Ontology annotation, biological process: monosaccharide transmembrane transport.
AUCUGCCGGCCAAGGCUGUGCUCUUGCCUCCUCUUCUCUCCCAGCACCUCACCUUCCCCCUGCUGUCCGUCACCCUCCUGGUGUCCUUUGGUUCCUCCAUGCUCUAUGGCUACAACCUGGCCGUGGUGAACUCGCCGGCAAUGCACAUAAAAGCUUUCUACAACGCCACGUGGUCCCGGCGGUAUGGGCACGGGCUGGCCCCCGGCCCCCUGACCCUCCUCUACUCCCUGACUGUCUCCAUCUUCGCUCUGGGCGGGCUGGUGGGCUCCUUGCUGGUGGGGGUGCUGGUGGAGCGGUACGGCAGAAAUGGCGCACUGAGCCGCAGUGCUUUCCUUGUCCUCCUGGCUGGCGGCUUCAUGGGCUUCAGCCGAGCUUUUUUGAUCGUCGGCCGCUCCAUCAUGGGGCUCCACUCAGGUAUCUGUCUCAGCGUGGUGCCCCUCUACUUGGGAGAAAUUGCCCCCAAGAACCUGCGGGGUUUCCUGGGCCUCAUGCCCAGCAUCUUCAUCUGCCUGGGGGUUUUCUUUGCACAGGUCCUGGGCCUCCCGGAGCUGCUGGGUGAGGAGAGGUUCUGGCCCCUUUUCCUGUCCGUGGUGGUUGUUCCCACCUCCCUCCAGCUGCUGCUGCUGCGCUGCUUCCCCGAGAGCCCGCGGUACCUGCUGAUAGAGAGGAACGACGUCUGUGGGGCCACCAAGGCGCUGCACCGGUUCCUGGGGACACCAAAUGUGCAGGACGUGAUCAAGGAGAUGAAGGAGGAGCAGCGGUCUUUUUCCUCCGUGGAGAUGUUCUCCGUCUGGCAGCUGCUGCGGGACCGCUCCGUCCGCUGGCAAACCCUCUCAGUGGUGGUGGUGAAUGCUGGCAUGCAGCUCUCGGGGAUUGAUGCCAUCUGGUUUUACACCAACACCAUCUUUGAGAACGCUGGGAUCCCUCCGUCCCAGAUCCCCUACACCACCGUGGGCACCGGCGCCAUUGAAGUUGUUGCUGGGCUGAUCGGGUGCUUUACCAUUGAGAAGCUGGGCCGGCGGCCCCUCAUCAUCACCGGCUUCGGGACGCUGGGCCACCACCCCAGCAGCGUCACCCAGCUCCAUGUCCCCUCGCAGACCACCCUGCCCUGGAUGCGCUACGUCGCCGUCGCUUGUGUGGUCGGCAUCAUCGCCGGCUUCUGCAUGGGACCAGCCGGUGUCCCCUUCCUGAUGACAGCUGAGCUCUUCACGCAGUCUCACCGCCCUGCUGCCUACAUCGUGGGGGGAUCCCUCAACUGGCUCUGCAACUUCACCAUCGGCUUCAUCUUCCCCUUCUUGCAGAUAUCAGCCGGUGCCUUUUGCUACCUGGUUUUCUGUGGCGUCUGCCUGCUGGUGGCCCUGUAUGUCUACCUCGUCAUCCCUGAGACCAAGAACAAAACCUUCAUGGAGAUCAGCCACAUCUUUGCCACUCGCCACUCCUUCCACUCCAUCUCAGCCCACCUCAUCGGGAUGAUGAAGCUCAAUGGCUACGGGGCCUUGGAGAGCAGCUCCCAGGAGGGCUUGGGAUCCAGCCUGCCCUGA